GCUUUUCUCUGAACUCAUGUUUCUUUAAAAGAUUGUUUGCGGGGAACAACUCUCCCAUUAGGACCUUGUAUGAAAAAGCUAAUUGAGACAAACUAAACUCUUUCUGGUUUGAUAGUUCGUAACGUUUUGAUCUGUCCAGCCAGCCAUCUGCAACUACACACUCCCUGCUGGGGAACUGGCGGGGAGACAAAGAAAUGGAAAACUGUAAAGAAGUCACCAUGUGAUGUGAGCAGCGAGUUUUUGGCAGCUUGUCUGAAUUAAGACCAUAAUCCUUCUCGGAAAUUAUUCUAAAAUGGAACUAUUCACAAUAAACAUGAAAUUAAAAGCAUGAUGUAGUAGCGACCUAAAAGGAAUGUGAAUUCUUCUCCAGGACACGCAGAGACCCAUGGAUGAACUGUUUCUAGAUUCUCGUUCCAGAUUUCCUGAGAGUAAGUCAACCUCUGUAACUGUGGUUGUUUUGCAUGUGAAAAUAUAACCUAUGACUUCAAAUAGGAAAUGCCAAACAUUUGGAUGGAAGCUAUGAAAUGCACAUUUGGGCUUUCUGCUAGCGAUCGCAGGAACUGAAGUCUGGGGCUAAAAGCCUGAGCAGAUCCCUCCCGAAGCCCCUGGCUGCCCGUUGGGACGCUGGUCAGAAUGAGCAAGAGGCACAUAAGCGUGGGUCAGCAAACGUGGGCUCUUCUCAGCAAGAACUUCCUUAAAAAAUGGAGGAUGAAGAGAGAAACCUUGUUGGAAUGGUUUUUCUCACUUCUCCUAGCAUUAUUUGCAUACCUGUUGUCAUCCGAAGUACACCACGCUAAUGACUUUCCUCAAAUACCUGCAAUGGACCUGGGACGUGUAGAUAACUUUAAUGAUUCUGAUUAUGUUAUUGCAUUUGCACCUGAAUCCAAAACAACUCAGGAGAUCAUGAACAAAGUGGCUUCAGCCCCAUUCAUUAAAGGAAGAACAAUCACGGGCUGGCCUGAUGAAAAAAGCAUGAGUGAACUGGAUUUAAACUAUACUAUAGAUGCAGUGAGAGUCAUCUUUAAUGAUAACUUCUCAUACCAUUUGAAGUUUUACUGGGGAGCGAGAAUCCCCAGAAUGAAGGAACACAGAGACCAUUUAGCUCCUUGCCAGACAACAGACAACAAAGUCACGUGUGAAGCCUCACUGUUCUGGGAGAAAGGCUUUAUAGCUUUUCAAGCUGCCAUUAAUGCUGCUAUCAUAGAAAUCACAACAAAUCAUUCGGUGAUGGAACAGCUCAUGUCAGUUACUGGGAUAAAUAUGAAGAUACUACCUUUUGUUGCCCAAGCAGGAGUUGCGACAGAUGUUUUCAUUUUCUUCUGCAUUAUUUCUUUUUCUACAUUCAUAUACUAUGUAUCCAUCAAUGUGGCGCAAGAAAGGCAGUACAUUAAGUCACUGAUGACAAUGAUGGGACUUCGAGAGUCAGCAUUCUGGCUCUCCUGGGGUUUGAUGUAUGCUGGCUUCAUCUUUAUUAUGGCGAUUUUGAUGGCUCUUAUUGUAAAAUCUACCCGUGUUGUCGUCCUAUCUGGCCUUGUGGUGGUCUUCAUCCUCUUUCUUCUCUACGGCCUGUCUCUGAUAACUUUAGCCUUCUUGAUGAGCGUCCUGGUAAAGAAGCCUUUCAUUACCGGCUUGGCCGUCUUUCUCCUCACCGUCUUUUGGGGGAGUCUGGGUUUCGCUGUGCUGUACAGACACCUUCCCGUCGCGCUGGAGUGGACCUUGUGUCUCCUUAGCCCUUUUGCUUUCACGGCUGGAAUGGCCCAGCUUAUACACCUGGACUAUGAUGUGAACGCUAACACCCAUUUGGAUUCUUCAGAAAACCCAAACCUAAUCAUAGCUACUUUUUUCAUGUUGGUUUUUGAUACUUUUCUCUAUUUGGUGCUGACAUUAUAUUUUGACAAAAUUUUGCCUGCCAAAUACGGACGCCAGCACUCUCCCUGGUUUUUCCUGAAAUCCUCCUUCUGGUUUCAACACCCAAGGGCUGACCAUGUGGCCCUUGAAAACGAAACAGAUUCCAGUCCUUCAUCUAAUGACUCUUUUGAACCGGUGUCUCCAGAAUUUCACGGGAAAGAAGCCAUCAGAAUAAAAAAUCUUAAAAAGGAAUAUAAAAAAGUAAAGCAUGAAAGAGUAGAAGCGCUGAAAGGUCUGGUACUUGAUGUAUAUGAGGGCCAGAUCACUGCCCUCCUUGGUCACAGCGGAGCUGGGAAAACAACCCUGCUGAACACGCUCAGUGGACUAUUAGUCCCAACGUCAGGUUCAGUCACCAUCUAUAAUCACUUGCUUUCGGAAACGGCGGACUUGGAGACUGUCCGCAAGCUCACUGGAGUUUGUCCACAAACCAAUGUGCAAUUUGGCUUCCUGACAGUGAAGGAAAAUCUCAGGCUCUUUGCAAAAAUAAAAGGGGUUCAGCCACAGGAAGUGGAACAAGAGGUCCAACGUGUUAUACGGGACUUGGAGAUGGAAAAUAUUCAAGAUGUUCUUGCUCAAAAUUUAAGUGGUGGACAAAAAAGGAAAUUAACUUUUGGCAUUGCCAUUUUAGGAGAUCCUCAGAUUCUGCUACUGGAUGAACCAACGGCAGGAUCAGAUCCUCUUUCAAGGCACCAUGUGUGGAACCUUCUGAAGGAGAGGAAAUCAGACAGAGUCAUUCUCUUCAGCACCCAGUUCAUGGAUGAGGCUGACAUUCUGGCCGAUCGAAAGGUGUUUAUAUCUGACGGCAAGCUGAAGUGUGCAGGCUCUUCCCUGUUCCUGAAGAAGAAAUGGGGCAUUGGCUACCAUUUAAGCUUACAUUUGAAUGAAAUGUGUGAUCCAGACACUAUAACAUCCCUUGUUAAACAGCACAUCCCCGAUGCCAAAUUAAAAGCACAAAGUGAAGAAAAGCUUGUAUAUAUUUUGCCUUUGGAAAGGACAAACAAAUUUCCAGACCUUUACAGAGAUCUUGAUAGAUAUUCUAACCAAGGCAUUGAGAAUUAUGGUGUUUCCAUGACAACUUUGAAUGAGGUGUUCUUGAAAUUAGAAGGAAAAUCAGCUAUUGAUGAAUCAGAUACUGGAAUUUGGGGACAGGUGCCCAGUGAUAGGACAAAAGACACAGGAAGCCUGGUUGAGCUGGAACAAGUUUUGUCUUCCUUGAAUGAGACAAAAGAAGCAGCCAGCGGCAUGGCUCUCUGGAGGCAGCAGACCUGUGCCAUGGCGAAGGUUCGCUUCCUGAAGUUAAAGAAGGAAAGGAAAACUCUGAUGACCAUAUUACUGCUUUUGGGCAUUAGCUUUUGCCCUCAGCUUUUGUCCUAUGUAUUCUAUGAGCUUCAACAAAAGAGUUAUUCCUGGGGACUAUCUCCCCACAUGUACUUCCUUUCACCUGGACAAUCACCUCAAACCCCUCUGACGCGCUUACUGGUCAUCAACAAAACAGGGUCAAGCAUCGAAAACUUCAUACACUCACUGAGGCAACAGAACAUCGCUUUGGAUGUGGAUGCCUUUGGAACCAGAUAUGGCCCCAGCGAGCCAUCGUACAACGGUGCUAUCACUGUGUCCGGUGCUGACAAGGAUCACAAAUUUUCAAUAGCAUGCAAUACCAAAAGGCUGAAUUGCUUUCCUGUCCUCAUGGAUAUCAUUAGCAAUGGGCUACUUGCAAUUUUUAAUUCUUCAGAACACAUUCAGACAGACAGAAGCACAUAUUUUGAAGCCCAGGAAUUUGGGUCCCCAAGUAGUUUCUUCUUCUGGAUACCUCUGGCAACCUGUUUGACCCCCUACAUUGCCAUGAGCAGCAUCGGUGACUAUAAAAAGAAAGCUCACUCCCAGCUAUGGAUCUCAGGCCUCUUCCCUUCUGCGUACUGGUUUGGGCAGGCGCUGGUAGAUAUUCCCCUGUUCUUCUUGAUCCUCCUGGUCAUGCAAAUAAUGGAUUACGUCUUUAACCCAGAUAACAUCAUAUUUAUAAUUCAGAACCUGUUAGUUCAGAUCCUGUGUAAUAUUGGAUAUGUCUUAUCUCUUAUUUUCUUCACAUAUGUGAUAUCAUUCAUUUUUCGCAAUGGGAGGAAAAAUAGUGGCCUCUGGUCAUUUUUCUUCUUAAUUGUCACCAUCUUCCUGAUAGUUGUUACUGAUAUGAGUGAAUAUGGAUUCCUAUGGCUGUUUCUCUGCACCAUAUUCAUACCGCCAUUCACACUGAUUGGCUGUCUAUUCCUUUUUUCAGAGAUUUCUCCUGACUCUAUGGAUUAUUUAGGAACUUCACAGCAUUAUUCUGUAUUUUUGGCACCACUAAUACCUUACCUUCAACUUUUUGUUUUGCUUUUCAUUCUACGAUGUCUGGAGGCAAAGUCUAGGAAGAAAUCAAUGAGAAAGGAUCCUGUAUUCAGGAUUUCACCAAAAAGCAGUAAAGUUCUUCCAAACCCAGAAGAGCCUGAAGGAGAAGAUGAAGAUGUUCAGAUAGAAAGAACAAGAACAGCAAACGCUGUGACUGUCCCAGACUCUGAUGAGAAACCAGUCAUUGUUGCCAGUUGUCUACGAAAGGAAUAUGCUGGCAAAAAGAAGAACUGCUUUGCCAAGAAGAAGAAAAAAGUGGCCACGAGAAAUGUCUCUUUCUGUGUUAAAAAAGGUGAAGUUAUAGGUCUGUUAGGACACAAUGGAGCUGGUAAAAGCACAACUAUUAAGAUGAUAACUGGAGACUCAAAACCAACUGCUGGACAGGUGAUUUUGAAGGGGAGCAGCAGAGGGGAAGCCCCCAAGUUCCUGGGGUACUGCCCUCAAGAAAAUGCACUGUGGUCCAACCUGACGGUGAGGGAACACCUGGAUGUGUUCGCUGCGGUGAAAGGGCUCCGGAAAGCAGACGCCACAGUCGCCAUCACACGGUUGGUGGAGGCGCUCAAGCUGCAGGACCAGCAGAAGCAGCCCGUGAGGGCCUUAUCCGAGGGGAUCAAGAGAAAGCUGUGUUUCGCGCUGAGCAUUCUGGGAAGCCCUUCGGUGGUGCUGCUGGACGAGCCGUCCACGGGCAUGGACCCCGAGGGGCAGCAGCAGAUGUGGCAGGCAAUCCGGGCUACCAUCAGAAACACGGAGAGGGGCGCCCUCCUGACCACCCACUACAUGGCGGAGGCUGAGGCCGUGUGCGACCGCGUGGCCAUCAUGGUGUCCGGAAGGCUCAGGUGUAUCGGUUCCAUCCAGCACCUAAAGAGCAAAUUUGGCAAAGAUUACCUGCUGGAGAUGAAGGUGAAGAGCCUCACCCACGUGGAACCCCUCCACACGGAAAUUCUGAGGCUUUUCCCCCAGGCUGCUCGGCAGGAAAGGUACUCCUCCCUGAUGGUAUACAAGCUGCCUGUCGAGGACGUGCGGCCCUUAUCGCAGGCUUUCUUCAAGUUAGAGAUAGUUAAACAGAGCUUCGACCUGGAGGAGUACAGCCUCUCACAGUCUACCUUGGAGCAGGUUUUCCUAGAGCUCUCCAAGGAGCAGGAGCAGGCAGACUUUGAGGAGGAAGUCCAUCUAUCAGUGAAGUGGAAGCUCCUCCCGCAGGAAGAGCCUUGAAGUCCCAAAUACCCUAGGUUGCUCUUUAAGCUUGUGACUGUUUUAAGAUAACAUUUUAUAGCAUGAAUACUCCUUAUUUCAGAUUUGUACAAGUUACUUUUGAAACUUACAUCAUGAUUUUUCUCAGUAAUAUUACUACAAUGGGACUAAGGAAGCCAGAUCCUGCAGCCUCUGCACCAGCCACCAGAUUCCACAUUUCAUACAACAGUGAACUUAAAAAAAAAAUGCAUUUGUUACAGAAUUGUUUCUGCUUCUGAGGGUGAUUCAGAGGUUGCUUCACUUUCUUUCACUGCACUUUAAUAUUCUGGAUAUUUUCUUAUCUUUUUGAUUAAAAUACCAAGUAAGAGAAUGCUGAUUUUAGGGGGCAGGAAGUCCAGUGAUUACACAGCAGCAAUGUCUUUGCCUUUUGUAAUUCACUGUUGCUUUUUUUAAAAUUUUUCUUAAUUCACUGAUUUUCCUUUUCUAUCACUUUUCAGAUUUCAAAUUGUAGAGUUCAUGUUUUGCCUAGUGACUAUAAAGGAAAUUUGAAACCUGUUAAAAUAAAUAAUUGCAGUUAGACUUUGAAUUAUCAAGUUGAUAAAAAAAUACAUAUCUUGCAUAUAACUUUUAAAUAUAUUCCUGAUUUUAUGUUUUUUAUGAUGCAAUGAUCUAGGGAAAGCAGUGGGUCCAUCCAUAUAUAUUGAUCUUAAUUUCCCAUGUCUGUAUCUGUUAUGAUUUAUUCAACUGGUGACUCUAUAAACACCUUAAAAUCAACACAAUAUACUUUUACACUCAUAUUUAGAUGAGGUGUUAUUGUUGUUGCUGCUACUUGUAUUGUUGCGUAAGUCGCUGUGUAUGGUAAUUUGUUAUACAACAAUAAAAGUCUAAUACCGGCAU
Molecule: messenger RNA, 6378 nt
Organism: Phyllostomus discolor (pale spear-nosed bat)
Lineage: Eukaryota; Metazoa; Chordata; Mammalia; Chiroptera; Phyllostomidae
Gene: ABCA9
Product: ATP binding cassette subfamily A member 9
Exons: 40
Coding region: 634-5502 (1622 amino acids)
Biological process (GO): lipid transport; transmembrane transport
Cellular component (GO): intracellular membrane-bounded organelle; membrane
Molecular function (GO): ATP hydrolysis activity; ATP binding; ABC-type transporter activity
Source: RefSeq, a predicted model, not a curated record